AUGGACUCGGACGCGAGCCUGGUGUCGAGCCGCCCUUCGUCUCCGGAGCCCGAUGAGCUCUUCGUGUCGGCCAGGAGCAAGAGCGGCGGGGGAGGCUUCUCGGCCGGCGGCGCCGUCUCCAGUUCGACGCCCAGCGAUUGCCCGGCCGAGCUGAGCGCGGAGCUGCGCAGCGCCAUGAGCGCCGCCGGGGUGGUGGUGGUGGACAAGCUGGCUUUCAAGUCGCCCUCCUCCUCCUCCUCUUCUUCCUCCUCUUCCUCCUCCUCCUCUUCCUCGGCGUCCAAGAAGGACAAGAAGCAAAUGACGGAGCCGGAGCUGCAGCAGCUGCGCCUGAAGAUCAACAGCCGGGAGCGCAAGCGGAUGCACGACCUGAACAUCGCCAUGGACGGGCUGCGGGAGGUCAUGCCUUACGCGCACGGCCCUUCGGUGCGCAAGCUCUCCAAGAUCGCCACCCUCCUCCUGGCGCGCAACUACAUCCUGAUGCUCAGCAACUCGCUCGAGGAGAUGAAGCGCCUGCUCAGCGAGAUCUACGGCGGCGGCCACCACGCCAGCGGCUUCCACCCCGCCGCCGCCGCCGCCGCCGCCGCUUGCUCGGGGAGCCUGGUGGGCCACGCCGCCGCGCCUCUGCCGACUCACCCGGCUUCCCACGCCGUGCACCACCCCAUCUUGCACUCCCCGGCCGCCGUCUCCAGCGCUUCCCUGCCGGGCUCCGCGGGGCUGUCGGCCGUCGGCUCUCUCCGACCCUCCUCGCACGGCUUGCUCAAGUCUCCGCCGAGCGCUGCGGCCGCGGCCGCCGCCGCCGCCGCUGCAGCCGCCGCCGCCGCCGCGGCUCCGCUAAGCAGCGGCUUCCAGCACUGGGGCGGGAUGCCGUGUCCCUGCAGCAUGUGCCAGGUGCCGGUCCCGUCGCACCACCACGUCUCCGGCCUGAACGCGCCCAACCUGCCCAGACUGACCGGCGACGCCAAAUAA
Notechis scutatus (mainland tiger snake) is the source of this 966-nucleotide messenger RNA. RefSeq names its product oligodendrocyte transcription factor 2 (gene OLIG2). The record is from RefSeq and is a predicted model, not a curated record. Gene Ontology annotation, molecular function: E-box binding; DNA-binding transcription factor activity, RNA polymerase II-specific; protein dimerization activity. Gene Ontology annotation, biological process: neuron differentiation; positive regulation of transcription by RNA polymerase II; sensory organ development. Lineage: Eukaryota; Metazoa; Chordata; Lepidosauria; Squamata; Elapidae. Gene Ontology annotation, cellular component: nucleus.